Diaporthe citri is the source of this 1926-nucleotide messenger RNA. RefSeq lists its product as uncharacterized. The record is from RefSeq and is a predicted model, not a curated record. Gene Ontology annotation, molecular function: ATP binding; ATP hydrolysis activity. Bases 1 to 1926 code for a protein of 641 amino acids. The transcript has 6 exons. NCBI's taxonomy places the organism in Eukaryota, Fungi, Ascomycota, Sordariomycetes, Diaporthales, Diaporthaceae.
AUGGCACCAGAAAUCCCAGCGGUCAAAGUGAUAGCCUUAGGAACUGAGGGCGACAAGGAAAUAACCGACGUUGAUGGCGCAAAACCGAGAAGAAAUCCUCUCCUCCGAUACGACGAAAUAUAUGAUUUUCAAACAAGCCAGACACGUCUUGUGAAAUCGGGGAAGUCAAACCUCGAGGCCAAGUUGGGUCGAAAGGCAACCGUGGUUGUGCUUAGAUUGAUCGACGGCAAGGGCUUCCACACCGCGACGAAUGUCGAGAUAAAAUCUAGUCGCCUUGCCAAGGUGCUGCAAGAGUUCGACCCCGACGUCGAAGGAGUGUCUCUCAUGGCAGUACCCUUAAAAGCACCAGCUGAGUUUUUCUACCACAACUGGUCCAGCCUCCAGCAGAGGCUGGAAGCGGAAGAGAAGGCAAAUACUCCUGAUAAUGCUCUGAUCGACGACCUCAAGGUAUUGCUCAGAUUCAUAGUUGAGGACUACGAGUCGCUGAAUCAGAGCGUCCAAUCGUUAUUAUCGGCCGGAGAGAUCACGUGGGAGCUGUUGUGGGCUCUGUUCCCACCCAACGUGCUCGUCUACCACUAUCAUGAGUUCACCGGGCAGCAUCAGAUUUUGCGCUUCCGCAGAAUGGAUAUAGAAAAGGGACUACCAUCCGAGCCACCAAAAUGGAUAUUCAGCUGCGAUAUUAUCGCCGAUGAUGGGGAGAAGUUCGGCGUGGCCAAAGAGCCCAUUGAAAUGGCAAUCCCCGAGUUCAAAGGCGCCUGGUCCAUCGAAGACAUGUUGCUGUUUCCACUCGACCGGCACAAGGAUGCCGAGAGGCUGCGGUGCGAGGCCAUCGAACGCGGGAAGCGCUACGUGGCUAUCAAGAAGGCACGUCUGAUCCAGACGAGUGGUUUUGCCAUGUUUGAGAAUAGGCGCCAAAACUACUACCGCCCCUACUUGUAUAAGUUCGCCACGCAUGGGCGAGCCAUAGUGGAUGCCUCGGCCUUCCGACAUUUCAAUCCCAAUGUCUCAUUCAUCCCCAGGGUGCACCGGAGCCUAUCCCGGGAGGGACUCACGGAUGAGCAGCUUAUGAUCUGCCACCCUGUAGCCCUGGGCUUCAGCUUUGGUGAUAAGCAAUGGGGUGGUCUACCUAUGGGGCAUCUGAUGGACUUUGAGUGGAAUAUUGAGGCCUUCGACAAGUUGGUCAUGGACGACCAGGUGAAAACCCUGGUCCGCUCGCUGGUCCAGCAGCACUCCUCAGAUCACAGAGACAGUUUCGACGACAUCAUCUCAGGAAAGGGCAAAGGCCUGAUUGGCAUGUUCAGCGGCCCACCAGGCUGCGGCAAGACACUCACGGCCGAGGCAGUGGCUGAGAUAACCAACCGGCCGCUGUAUAGCGUGUCCGCAGGCGAACUUGGCGUGGACCCAAGGAGCGUGGAUGAGAAUCUGACCAAGAUCCUGGAGCUGUCCCACCGGUGGAACGCCGUGCUGCUGCUGGACGAGGCCGAUGUCUUUCUGCAGCAGCGCGAUAUGUAUGAUGUCAACCGCAAUGCUCUCGUCAGCAUCUUUCUGCGCCAGCUCGAGUACUUCCAGGGCAUUCUUAUCCUGACGACAAACCGCAUCGCCCACUGCGACCCGGCCUUCGCCAGCCGCAUCCACAUCUCGCUGGACUAUCCCGAGCUCUCGGCCGGUGCGCGCAAGACGGUGUGGGAGAACUUCCUGGGUAAGGCCAAAGGUGCCGAAGGGGAGGUUAUCGUGGAUCUGUCGGACACGGAGAUCCAAGAUCUAGCAAAAAUCGAACUCAAUGGCAGGCAGAUCAAGAACGUUGUUGGCAGCGCCCGUGCUCUUGCGAGGGAAACGCAGCAAAAGAUCACCUUCUCCGGGAUCAACGUUGUUCUCGGGGUUCUUCGUGCUGUGCCCACGAGUUCAGAAGUCGAGACUUUAAUUUAA